AUGCCCCGCCGCAGUCUCGACCCGAUCAUCCAGAAUUUGGCAAAUAUACCAGAUGAGCUGGCACUCAAAAUCAUCGAUGACCUCUGGGUCUGGACCGCCAUGGAACUACUAGUUGCAAAUCAGCCUCGAGUCAAUGAUUUACUUUUGGCUCAUGAACAAUGCAAAUCUCUUCUCGGCGACAAUGCAGAAACACAAGCCAAAACUCGAGAGCGACUCAGAAGUUAUUUUGAUCUCGAAGCAAGCAUUCCAAUCCUUCAUUUCCACCCCGUCGACCAGAUGAAUCGGGUGUAUUCAAUGACUACUCUCGCCUCAAGUAGAUAUAGGUCUCGGAAUUGGACCAGCUUCCUGCACGAGGAUCUGACACCCGAUAUGGACGAACAUAUCUACAAGACACUUCACAACUGGCCAAAAUUGGAUCUGAAUCAAUAUGCGGUGAAGCCAAUUCCACCAAUUGAUGUAUUUUCGUCCGUUGAACGAUUUAGAGAGCACUGGGACGCUCUUCAGCUCGCAAAAGAAAAUUUGGUGGAUCAAUGCGCCUCUCAGCUUCGUCGUGCCGCGAUACUUUUGGAAGAGAAUCCAGAUAUCUUGAAACGAACCUUAGACCCAGAGCAGAAACGUCGUGCAAAUACUGGGCACGUAGUAUCUCGAUUGAGGUCUGAUAUCGGUCGAUUAUUCCGCCUACAUAAAGUCCACCCAUUCGCCAAGCUGGAGUUCUUUCGAUAUGAAUUCUUUCCCAUAAUCCCAUUCGAUGAGGCGCUGGCGAAGCUUCUCAACUGGACGGAGGAGUUUGGGAUUGUAGCUGGUGAUCAACUGUGCAAUCCUGAAUCUCGACAUUCUCCAUCCAUCAUGGAAACUGCUCGGGUCGUGGUUGACGAUAUGCCCUUUUUCUAUCAAUCGCUUCCGGUGGGUCAUGCCGAAAUGGCUAGAGAAGCCAUCACCAAUGAAAGAGACGAGGGGAUCCGCACAGUGAAAACGCCUUGGUCUACGGAGCCUGCCAGCUGGGUCCAGGAGGUGGAUUCGCCAGCUAUCACGCUACAUAAGCUCGAAAAUCCCUCGACUUGCAGACUCAAUGCUGGACUAAAGGGAUAUGGACCUUUUGAUAAAGAGAAAGAGCAAUGGUUGGUGUCUUUUGUUGAAUUCUAUCGAUACUUGGAGGUUUUGAAGAGCUCCCAAAUCGACUGA
Molecule: messenger RNA, 1182 nt
Organism: Penicillium longicatenatum
Lineage: Eukaryota; Fungi; Ascomycota; Eurotiomycetes; Eurotiales; Aspergillaceae
Exons: 1
Coding region: 1-1182 (393 amino acids)
Source: RefSeq, a predicted model, not a curated record